Staurois parvus is the source of this 320-nucleotide messenger RNA. The record is from the annotation of a GenBank genome assembly. Lineage: Eukaryota; Metazoa; Chordata; Amphibia; Anura; Ranidae.
GAUGCGGGGUGGGGGUGUACUGUGAAUGCGGGGUCUCGGGGAGAGCGGAUAUAGUGAAUGCAGGGUCCGGGGAGAGCGGAUAGAGUGAAUGCGGGGUCCGGGGAGACCGGAUAUAGUGAAUGCAGGGUCCGGGGAGACCGGAUAUAGUGAAUGCGGGGUCCGGGGAGACCGGAUAUAGUGAAUGCGGGGUCCGGGGAGACCAGAUAUAGUGAAUGCGGGGGUCCGGGGAGACCAGAUAUAGUGAAUGCAGGGUCCGGGGAGAGCGGAUAUAGUGAAUGCAGGGUCCGGGGAGAGCAGAUAUAGUGAAUGCAGGGUCCGGG